AUGCCUGGGAAAACUCCCAAGCUGCCUGUCUCGCAGCUGCUCAUCCUCUCAAUCUGUAGAUUCGCCGAGCCUGUCGUGUACACCUCCGUUCUGCCAUAUCUCCCCGAAAUGAUCGAGGAUAUCGGCAUCCCCAAAAACGAAGUCGCUCGAUGGGUCGGCAUCACCUCCGCCGUAACCUCCAGCUGCCAGGCCGCCAUGGCCGUUAGCUGGGGUACGGCGUCCGACACCCUCGGCCGAAAGCCCAUCAUCCUGUGCGGGCUCACCUUCACCAUGAUCUUCUCCCUAAUGUUCGGCAUGUCCAAGACCAUGGGGAUGCUGCUCGUCUCGCGCGCGUUCCUGGGCUUCAUGAACGGCAACGUGGGCAUUAUCCGGACCAUGGUCGCGGAGAUGGUGCCGGAGAAGGAGCUGCAGCCGCGUGCAUUCAGCAUCAUGCCGCUCGUCUGGACGAUUGGGAGUAUCUUUGGCCCUGCGUUUGGCGGGGCGCUGGCGCGUCCGGCGGAGAAGCACCCGGAGAUCUUUGGCAAUUGGGACUUACUCAAGGAAUAUCCGUUCUUGCUGCCGAAUAUGGUGUCGGCUCUUUUGUUUGUUAUUGGGAUCACGACGGGGUUUCUGUUCUUACAUGAAACACUGGCAGCUAAAAAGCAUCAGUCCGACGUUGGGGUACGUCUGGGCCAGGCGUUGACGAGCGGCUGCACCGGGCGCAGACAAAAGUCUUUGUACUUGGAAACGCAGGAGGAUGACGAACGGACUGCUUUGCUAGGGAAUCAUGGCAAGGCCAGCCGAAGCACGGGCAAAGCUACCAAGAGGCCGAGCUGGAAGGAGGUCUUUUCUCCCCAGUCCACCUUGGUGCUUGCCGCUUAUUCUAUGCUGGCGAUGCACAACAUGGCGUUCGACUCCCUGCUUCCGGUCUUUCUGCAUACGCCGCUUCAGCGACUUGAUGGGAAUCCAGACGUUAAGCUGCCGUUCAAGUUUAUCGGAGGAUUUGGAGUUGACUCUCAAAGAAUCGGCAUGUACUACACCCUCAUCGGCAUCAUCGGCAUGUUCGUGCAAUUCUUCAUCUUCCCCACCGCCGCCAAGCGAUUCGGCGUCCUCAACUGCCUCAAAGUCGUCAGCAUCAUUUUCCCCAUCAUCUACUUCCUGACACCCUUCAUGGCGCUCACCCCGGCCUCGGUGCGGAGUUACGUCGUGUUCAUGCUCAUGCUCACAAAGCUCGCAUGCACCAUCUUCGGCUUCCCAUGCUGCACCAUCAUGAUGACCAACUCGGCCACCAGCCUCAGCGUUCUAGGCACAUUAAACGGAGUCGGGACGAGCGUCAGUGCCGUCGGACGUGCGGCGGGGCCGGCCCUUGUCGGCGCGACCUUCUCCUACGGAGUCAGUAGAGGCUAUGUCAUUCUCCCAUGGUGGAUUUUGGCCGUCUUUGGCGCCUUGAGUGCCGUACCCCUCUUCUGGGUCGUGGAAUCGGAUGGAUUCCAAGGUGAUCAGAGCUCGGAAGACGAAGAGACUGAUGACUGA
Molecule: messenger RNA, 1512 nt
Organism: Aspergillus clavatus NRRL 1
Lineage: Eukaryota; Fungi; Ascomycota; Eurotiomycetes; Eurotiales; Aspergillaceae
Product: MFS transporter
Exons: 6
Coding region: 1-1512 (503 amino acids)
Biological process (GO): transmembrane transport
Molecular function (GO): transmembrane transporter activity
Source: RefSeq, a predicted model, not a curated record